Messenger RNA from Oncorhynchus nerka (sockeye salmon), 2043 nucleotides. Its product is annotated as vacuole membrane protein 1-like. Bases 16 to 1362 code for a protein of 448 amino acids. Lineage: Eukaryota; Metazoa; Chordata; Actinopteri; Salmoniformes; Salmonidae. Gene Ontology annotation, biological process: autophagy; Golgi organization. Gene Ontology annotation, cellular component: endoplasmic reticulum; membrane; endomembrane system. The record is from RefSeq and is a predicted model, not a curated record. The transcript is spliced from 12 exons.
UUGAUUUGGAAGGAAAUGUUUUGCCCGGAAGUGAUUGCCACGGCUUCAGGAAGAAGAGGCUCUGGGGCCAAAACCCAAUACAACAUAUUUGAUGGUCAUGUGUUUGUGUUUUCUGGUCGAUUCAAAGUGAAUGAGAUGGCGACGAAUGAGGCAAGCUGUGAACAACUACAGAAGCGAGGAACCAAAGACAAACCGAAUGGAUAUUUUGCAGACUCUGUGGUCAGUGAGAGGAGGCAGAAAGAUAGGGAGGAGCGUCUCGCUCUGGUGCUGUGGAGGCGGCCUAUCAUCACACUACACUACUUCCUCCUGGAAACCUUCAUCACACUAAAGGAGUGGACAUUAAAGUUAUGGCGACGAAGGGGGACAGUGUUCUUGUUCCUGGUGUUGUGUUCACUCUUGUCCCUUGCCUACUCCACUGAGGGAGCACACCAGAAGUAUGUGCAGUACCUGGAGAAGAGGUUCCUGUGGUGUGCCUACUGGGUAGGUUUGGGCAUCUUGUCCUCAGUAGGCCUUGGGACUGGCCUGCAUACCUUCCUACUAUACCUGGGUCCACACAUAGCAUCAGUCACCCUGGCUGCGUACGAGUGUGGUUCUACAGACUUCCCCGAGCCCCCCUACCCAGACCAGAUCAUCUGCCCAGAGACAGGAGGAAUGGAGGGCAGCAUCUCACUCUGGUCCAUCAUCUCAAAGGUCCGGCUGGAGGCCUGUAUGUGGGGUGCAGGCACAGCCAUUGGGGAGUUGCCGCCCUACUUCAUGGCUCGAGCAGCCAGGCUAUCUGGAGCAGACCCAGAUGACGAAGACUAUGAGGAGUUUGAGGAGAUGCUGGGGCAGGCAGAGACUGCUCAGGAUUUUGUUACUCGAGCAAAACUGGGAGUGCAGAACAUGGUGCAGAAAGUGGGAUUCUUUGGGAUUCUAGCCUGUGCCUCGAUCCCUAAUCCUCUGUUUGACCUUGCUGGUAUAACAUGUGGCCACUUCCUGGUACCAUUUUGGACCUUCUUUGGAGCGACUCUUAUUGGGAAAGCCAUCAUCAAGAUGCACAUACAAAAACUGUUUGUUAUCAUAACGUUCAGCAAGCACAUAGUGGAACAGAUGGUGUCUCUGAUCGGGUCUCUGCCGAGGGUAGGUCCCUCCAUACAGAAGCCCUUCAGUGAGUACCUGGAGGCGCAGAGGAGUAAACUCCACCACCACACCGGAGAAGGCACCCCGGCGAGUGAGAACUGGCUGUCGUGGGUCUUUGAGAAGGUGGUUCUGGUCAUGGUCUGUUACUUUAUCUUCUCUAUCAUCAACUCCAUGGCUCAGAGCUACGCCAAGCGACGACAACGGAGUCAGCAGCAGCGAUACUCUGAGGAGAAAACCAAGUGACGAGACUCUUGAGUCCCUCAGCUCUGAUCACAAACUAACCUCGCCCUCUUCCAUUCUUAAGAGGCUGAACUGACACUAUUCUGUGUUUGCUUACGGAUGUAUGUGCUGUUUGUUUGUCCCUCUUAUGGUUUUGUAGUUUCCCCUCAUUUGUGUAACUUGUGUGAUUUUAAUAAUAUAAUGAUAGGAUAUGAGCAGUGAAGCAGCAGUUGGAUGUCAACUUUUUGCUGGCAGCUAUACCAGCUGUGAUGCCUUAUGCAAGGUGGAGGGUCCUACUUCCAUUGAACACAGUUCUUAAUCACGACUUGAUUUGUACAUUUUUCACUGUAUGGAUGGACUCUAUGCUGAUAUGAUGCUAAGGAUGUUUUCAGGGUUACAUUUUUCUUGCGUUUUUGUCCUGUUGAUCAGAAAUAGGCCAUCUGUCAUUCGCGUUUCUUGGAUUUGUUUGAAAUUCAAGUUUGCAAUUGGAAAUAGCAAUAUCAAGUCGUCUCAACAUGUUAUUGAUAGUUUGCACAUUCUGGAAAUAUUUUUGGGGCGGUAUGUAUGCACAUGCAUUUAGAAUGAUCUGGACAAACUAACUUGAACCAAAACAGAACUUACAUUACACUCAGCUAACUUGGUGUUAUUUUUAUUCUGUACAUUUACUGAGUCUUUGAUCAGAAUAUAUAAAAUGCCUAAAUCAUU